CGUCGCAUCCCUUCCCCUUCCUUCGAGCUACCAAGCCUUCAAACUUACAUCUCUCCCUUGGCAUUUUUUUCCCUCUUCGGCUCAUGAGCAUGUCUCGGCGCAUUCGAGAAAGCAGCACCUCGCCCACAUUGCGCUGCAAGCCUGCAACAGCUAACAAUGAUCAUGGCCAAGUCAGGACAGAUUUCGCCUUGACGCCUCAGCUAGUGGAGUCGCUCAUCCCACCUCAUGCCACACGUCCAAUGCCGCGGCAGAAAUCCCCAUCUCGUGACCAGGAAAGCUGGGGUGGAGGAGUAAAAGGGAAGUCGCCCCUUUGUGCAAAGCCACAUCGAUUCCCAAGAAAAUCGUCAAUUGAGCCACCCUUGGGACCUUGAGAAGGGGAAUGCCUUCGUGCCAUGGGCCCGGCGGGGAGGAUCCUCAAAUCGCUCAACAUGCGACGUGACGUACGUGUUCACCUCCUCUCCUCUCAAACAACCGCGUCCGGCCCACGAUCCAUCAUCCCAAGCCUCUAGGGGGCACCAUGGUCCAUGGGCACUUCCAGUUCCAGAACGCUUGAACACGCCGAAAAGUGGGGGUCACAGAACCAACGUGACAUGCCAGAGUCAAGAGAGAAGAAAACCCACAAUCCACAUCCCGGGACCGCCCGGCGUCGAAUCUCGGCCGUGGCCAUUUUUGCCAUUUGGCUUCUGACGCUGCUGCUCAGCCUGCCAGCCUGCAGCUGGCCUCUUCUACGGAGUACGGGCAGGCAGCGGGCAGAUGCGGAUAAUUCUAUCUUUAUUUUCCCUCGUUAUGUCGAGCCUUCCAUUGACCUCACCUCAACUGUCUUGGGGUCUUUCCGUCAGUUCUCGAUUCUGGAAGGGGUAGCCCGGUCCUCCCCACCCUUCCGUGGUAAGAUCCGAAUAAACCCCGGCCGGGAUCCGCAGCACGCCACGCGGACUCCCGCUCCGUCCGUCCCAUCCUACGGAUACACUCUAAACUUUCAACGACCAAGACAAACAGCAGAUCAUCUGAAUUUUGAUGCAAGGCAUUUAUUCCCGCCUUUUCUGCGCGGCUUCUGUGCAAAGAUGGCAUGAUUUGUACUUCCGCUUUGAAGUCAUGUGGAAGGCGAUUGAGUCAAACAGACUCGAUGUCGUUUGCGCAUAGUUUAUGCGUACCGAGGAUACUGUCUGCAAGUACCUUACCUUGAGAGGCACAGAGGAGUUCUCGUAGACUGGAAUAACUGAGCCUCCCUUCCGCUCGAGACAACAGCCAAAAACGGAAGGGAAAGUGAAAGUAGAGCUGGCAAUUGCAGUCCAGAACAGGAACAGAAUGAUGUGGAUGGCAUCCCUAAACUGCUCUACAAUGCUUACCUACUUUCUCAACUGCAUCGUCCCAAUCUAAGCUACAAGUACCUCUCACGAAGGAGAGAAGGAGGUAUGUGAGAUAGAACCAUAUGCCCCCCCCCCUUUUUCUCCUCGCCCUGCCUCGUCAGACUCAUUUGGCCUUCCACAUCAUAGCUAAGAAGAAGCAAACCCGCAUUUCAGAGGCCUAGAAACUUCGCGGCUCCCCCCUCGAUGAGGGCAUGGCACGUAUCAUUGGAUGCAUAAGGGAACAUGUACCUUACUACACAUAUAGAUAGACAAGUCGCCGAAUGGCGGGCGCAUACAUGCACCUACCGGCCGCCUAGACCGUUCUGACCAGAACCUCCGAGACAUCAUCCACUUUCCGACUCCUCGGCUCCGGGAAGUUCCCCUCCGCCCCUGCUCUCGCUACACCCUCCGGCAAACCCCACCGGCAAACCCCACCGGCAAACUUCGGCGCGCUCCGGUGCCAUGCCCUAUCAACCUCAACCUCAACUUCUCAACCUCUACCCAAGUUUGAGGUUUCGUAAUUUGGGGGACCACAGCCGUACGCCCAACAUAAAUGGCUCUCCCAUCACCUCCCAUAGUCACGCUGGGUAAAAGCUUCAAAUAGUUUGAUUCCAAAAAAUAACGAACUGGAAAGCGUUUUGUUUUUAUUUCUUUUUGGAGAUCGUCUUAUUCUUGCCAUUCAUACCAUGAAAGUCUUUGUCGUUAAAAGUUGUCGUUAUCAUCAUCAUGAGCGUCGCAGAAGCGGCGCAUAUAAAAAGAAAAAGGCAUAGGAUCAUGGAAUCCAUCCUCUCCCCCUCUCUGGCCUAUUCUGUCCCCC
This is a messenger RNA of Colletotrichum phormii, 2163 nucleotides long. RefSeq lists its product as uncharacterized. Bases 525 to 1070 code for a protein of 181 amino acids. Lineage: Eukaryota; Fungi; Ascomycota; Sordariomycetes; Glomerellales; Glomerellaceae. The transcript has a single exon. The record is from RefSeq and is a predicted model, not a curated record.